Molecule: messenger RNA, 280 nt
Organism: Aureobasidium subglaciale EXF-2481
Lineage: Eukaryota; Fungi; Ascomycota; Dothideomycetes; Dothideales; Saccotheciaceae
Exons: 1
Coding region: 59-223 (54 amino acids)
Source: RefSeq, a predicted model, not a curated record
UGUAUCGUUGUGGAGGUGUGUUAUUCUUGAUGUAUGUCGUUAUUGAGGUGUUUUUUUAAUGAGGUGUGUUGCUGUUGAGGUGCAUUUUCAUUCAAAUACGUCUUCGUCAGGUGUAUUGUCGUGGAGGCAUGUCUUCGUUCUCGUCGUGGUUGUCGUUGUUUUAUUCAUCCCCAUCACCUCCGCCCCUCAGGCUCAUCACCCUACUUCCCAUCACACCUCCUAAGCAUAGCGGCCAUUUUCUUCAUAGAAGGGUGCUAUGAAGGCAAGAAACUCUUCUUCG